AUGAUGAGCGAGCAGGGCUCGCACAGAGCACGAAGAUGGGAGGGAAAGAUGGAGAGAAAAGAGAACGCUAAGCCCAGCGCGGCCUUAGCGGGGGUUUCCAUUCCGAAACAUCAGCGUAGCGCGGUGCACGGCCCCUCGCACCAUUCACCAAUCACAGCGCCCGACGACAGCGACCAGCCCUGGCGGAAGAAGGUGAGGAGAGCCCCCCAGGUCGGCCUCAAUCGCAGUGGGCAGUGA
Gaeumannomyces tritici R3-111a-1 is the source of this 237-nucleotide messenger RNA. RefSeq lists its product as hypothetical. The transcript has a single exon. The coding region runs from base 1 to 237 and encodes 78 amino acids. The record is from RefSeq and is a predicted model, not a curated record. Lineage: Eukaryota; Fungi; Ascomycota; Sordariomycetes; Magnaporthales; Magnaporthaceae.